Messenger RNA from Microthlaspi erraticum, 360 nucleotides. The record is from the annotation of a GenBank genome assembly. NCBI's taxonomy places the organism in Eukaryota, Viridiplantae, Streptophyta, Magnoliopsida, Brassicales, Brassicaceae.
AUGGAGAGCCAAGGCGAAACUAAGGUUUUGGAGGUGAACCAAGAUGCGGUGAUGACUGACAUCAGAGAGAGGACGAAGCCGCCAGAGAAACCGCCCGAUCCCCGGACCUCGUGGGCUAUGAAAGUAAGGGAAACGAACGCAGGGGGUAUGCUUAUGCCGGAGAGUUUGUUAGAUGAAUCGUUUGUUGCGGCACGGUUGAAUGUGGAGUUCCCGGAGGGGGAGGAUGGAGAACCAGUGAUAACAAUUGAUGAGGAGGUCAUAGAGGCGAUGAAUGGUAUGUGGAAGAGGUGUAUGAUCGUGAAGGUUUUAGGGCGAAACAUUGCACUACCAGUCUUGACUCGGAAGCUAAAGGAGUUGUAG